AUGCGAAUGAACGCGGGGCUCAAUUACCAGGUGCGCCAGGGGGCACGAGACAUCCGGCAAAUUUACGGCGAAGAGGGCGGCUUGGACGCCAUGCGCCAGGCCAAGCAGGAAACUCUGCAAUCCAUCUACCAGAUUCUCUGCAUACACCUUGGAAAUCCACCGGCCAAUUUUAACUGGCAGUGGAAGGACAAGGAUGGGGAAUUCCACCGCGAUGGAGCUAUGACGCCCCUGGAGUUCGCUGAGAAGUACAUUACCACCCCCAUGGACGAGUACGUCUGCCUGGUUCACGAUCCGCGGGAGGGCAAUCCUCCGGGCCGUACUUACACUGUCCAGUAUCUGGGCAACGUGGUAGAUGGAACCCGGAUCAAAUAUCUGAACGUAGAUGUCGAACUUAUGAAGGACAUCGCCAUGCGUAUGCUGCAGGACGGCAUGCCGGUUUGGAUGGGAUGCGAUACCGGUAAGCAGAUGCACCGGGACAAGGGUUUGUGGGAUGCCGAUUUAUUCGAUUAUGGCAGUGUCUACAAUGCCGAGUUUUCCAUGGACAAGGCGGAACGUCUGGAAUAUCACCAAACGGCCAUGACGCACGCGAUGCUGUUUACCGGAGUGGACGUUGUUGAAGGCAAACCGCGUCGGUGGCGGGUGGAAAACAGCUGGGACGAUAAGGUGGGAGACAAGGGCUUUUUCCUGAUGAACGAUUCCUGGUUCGCCGAGUACAUGUUUGAAAUCGCCGCUCCCAAGAGCUACCUGCCCGAGGACUUACAGGCUGCCCUGGACGUGGAACCGGUGGUGCUGCCUCCGUGGGACCCCAUGGGGAGUUUGGCGGAAAGAUAG
Messenger RNA from Geodia barretti, 831 nucleotides. The record is from the annotation of a GenBank genome assembly. Lineage: Eukaryota; Metazoa; Porifera; Demospongiae; Tetractinellida; Geodiidae.